Messenger RNA from Eublepharis macularius, 1610 nucleotides. RefSeq names its product cell division cycle 37, HSP90 cochaperone (gene CDC37). Gene Ontology annotation, biological process: protein folding; protein stabilization. Bases 85 to 1224 code for a protein of 379 amino acids. Gene Ontology annotation, cellular component: cytoplasm. Gene Ontology annotation, molecular function: heat shock protein binding; protein-folding chaperone binding; protein kinase binding. The record is from RefSeq and is a predicted model, not a curated record. Lineage: Eukaryota; Metazoa; Chordata; Lepidosauria; Squamata; Eublepharidae. The transcript has 8 exons.
GUGGGGCGGAGCGGAAGCGGAAGCGCGCGCGGAGGCCCGGCAAGGCCGCGAGGCGGUGGCGGCGUCUGAGGCGGCGGCUGCGCCAUGGUGGAUUACAGCAUCUGGGACCACAUCGAGGUGUCCGACGAUGAGGACGAGACUCACCCCAACAUCGACACGCCCAGCCUCUUCCGAUGGCGCCACCAGGCCCGAGUUGAGAGGAUGGAACAGUUCCAGAAGGAGAAAGAGGAAGUGGACAAGGGAUGCCGGGACUGCAAGCGGAAACUAGCCGAGUGCCAGAAGAAGGUGAAAGAACUUGAAUUGUCCGGCUUGGAAAACUCCAAAAGUGAGCUGCAGCGGUUACAGGCUGAAGCACAGCAACUGAAAAAAGAAGAAAGGAGCUGGGAGGAGAAAGCAGAGUCGCUCAGGAAGAAGGAGAAGAACAUGCCCUGGAAUGUGGACACGCUAAGCAAAGACGGCUUCAGUAAGAGUGUCUUCAAUGUCAAGCCUGAGAAGCCGGGUGAAGAGACUGAAGAGCAGAAAGAGAAGAAACACAAAACCUUUGUGGAGAAGUAUGAAAAGCAAAUCAAACACUUUGGCAUGUUGCGGCGCUGGGAUGACAGCCAGAAGUAUUUGUCUGAUAACCCGCAUCUUGUGUGUGAAGAGACAGCUAAUUAUUUAGUCAUCUGGUGUAUUGAUCUGGAAGUGGAAGAGAAACAUGCGCUGAUGGAGCAGGUGGCCCAUCAGACCAUUGUUAUGCAGUUCAUCCUGGAGUUGGCCAAGAGCCUCAAAGUUGACCCCAGAGCUUGCUUCAGGCAGUUCUUCACUAAAAUCAAGACCGCUGACCAGCAAUAUAUGGAGGGCUUUAAUGAGGAGUUGGAAUCCUUCAAAGAGCGGGUGCGAGGCCGAGCCAAGGCACGCAUUGAGAGAGCCAUAAAAGAAUACGAAGAGGAGGAGCAGAAGAAACGGUUGGGGCCUGGUGGCCUGGACCCCGUGGAAGUAUAUGAAUCACUCCCAUCUGAACUCCAGAAGUGCUUUGAUGUGAAAGAUGUGCAGAUGCUACAGGAUGCUAUAAGCAAAAUGGAUCCUGCUGAAGCAAAACAUCACAUGCAACGCUGCAUUGACUCUGGCCUCUGGGUGCCAAAUGCCCGAGUGGCAGAAGGUGCCGAGAAAGGUGAGAAGACAGAGGGUGUCUAUGAAGAGCUGAAGAAGGAGAGCUGUGAGGAAGGCCAAGGAAGGCCGUGAACUGCUGGCCGGAUGUCUGUAAAGGAGAUCGCCCCUUCAGCUUCUGUCAACUUUUUUUUCCUUUGCUCCAAACUCUUCAGUGAUUAUGUGCUUUACCAAUGUAGACACUUCAUGAUUCGUGUGAGCUGCUUCCUGACUGGCUCUCUUGCUCACCACACUGAAACACCCACCUCCCCCCAAAACCCUGCUGUGUUGCCUGGAAACCCUUGGUAUUCACUUGAGGGAGGUCAUGCAGGCUCACGGGGCCUGGUCACGGCACUUCUGCCUUCUCUGUCUUGCUGUGGAGAUGCCAGUCAGUUGUCAUAGUUACCAGUGCGCUAUUAUAUCUUUUUGUUUGAUAAUCAGUUGAAGCUGUUGAGCAAAUAAAAAGAUUGAAUUAGCUGAGA